Molecule: messenger RNA, 561 nt
Organism: Camelina sativa (false flax)
Lineage: Eukaryota; Viridiplantae; Streptophyta; Magnoliopsida; Brassicales; Brassicaceae
Source: RefSeq, a predicted model, not a curated record
AUGAGUGGAAACAAUAUCGUUCCAACCAUCAUAGAUUAUGUGCAUGAAAAAAUCGAACGGUGUAUUCAAAAGUACAUGAGUUUGGAACAAACCAUGACUGAUCUCUAUGAUCAUUACCAGAUUCGUCAAAAUAUCACUAUAGCAAUUUGGAAACAUCUUGAAAGAGAGAGUCCAAAUUUUUUCAAAGUAUACCACAAACGAUGUGAAUUGGCUCGUCAUAUAGAUAAAUUAAAUGAUUUACUUUCUCAGCAAAUGUAUCUGAUGAAUAAAUUAACUGAUCCUACUACUACUAGUGCUACUGCUACUGAACCACCAGAUGAUUCAAUUUCUUCUCUCAUCAACGAUCCGUCACCGUUUGCCGCAACAAGACACUCAGAUCCUUUUACAUCGUUUGCUGCAACGCCGCAAUCAGAUCCUCCUACAACAACUGGUCUACUAUAUGAUAUUGAUUGUGAUGAUUCGAGCUUUGAAAAGAUUGCUAAAGAUUUAGAAGAGCAACAAAAGAGAAUGCAACUAAAAGUCCAGAUAAACAACACCGUUGAAUGGAUCAACACGGAAUAA